This is a messenger RNA of Prorocentrum cordatum, 203 nucleotides long. The record is from the annotation of a GenBank genome assembly. NCBI's taxonomy places the organism in Eukaryota, Dinophyceae, Prorocentrales, Prorocentraceae.
ACUCAACAACAUGGACAAGCGGGAAGUCGACCCGCACGCCGACAUCGACGACUGCAACCUCGGACCCGACACUCAGCACGCCGACCGCAACUUGCACAUCCAGGAGUGCGUCACGCCCAGCGACGACUACAGCGACCCCUGCAUGCCCAACCACCACACGCAGCAGGGCUCCGACCUCCCACGCCGCACCGCUGCCGCUGCAG